Messenger RNA from Paramuricea clavata, 1829 nucleotides. NCBI's taxonomy places the organism in Eukaryota, Metazoa, Cnidaria, Anthozoa, Malacalcyonacea, Plexauridae. The record is from the annotation of a GenBank genome assembly.
AGGGAACAAAAGAAAUCGUGGCUCUAUAAAAGCCUUCCGUGAAGCUUUUGGGAACCUUGCCAUCUUGCGCUCAUUGUGCAAAGAAGGUACAGUAAUAUAAACAAUAGGUCUUUAUAUACUAAUAAUUGUGAUAUAGGAGUAUUGUGCCAUAUGUAAUACGCCAUGUAGAUCAGUAGAUGGCAUGCGCAGUUACCUAAACUUGGUAUUAAAGGUUAACAGUGUUUUACCAAAUCUGAAUGAGGAAAUAUAGUCCGGGUAAUACAUACAACCAGAGUGAAAUCGGCUAAUUGACAAAUACAACCAGUGGCAGUGCCGCCAAGAGAGGGGGCAGGGGGAGGGCAAAUUGCCCUGGGCCCCCCAUCUUAAUAGAGCCCAAACUUGAAAGUGAGAGGCUAAAAUUGAGUAGGUUCUACAAAUUGGUCAGAGCAUUGUUGAAAUCGAGGGCCUCUUACAAUUCCUCAACAUGCAGUCUAGCCAAGGUCUAGCUUAAAAAUAAUGAUGGCAUGGGUCCCUCAUGGAAGAUUUGCCCUGGGUCCCGUCAUGCUAUUUACUUUUCUCUUUCACUUUAACUAAUACCAGAUGAUUCUACCUGUUUAGUGGAGAAUCCUUCAGCAUGGGUAAAUCUGUGAUCAUUUGCUGUUUUAGGAACACCAAUUUUAUCUCUCACUGGGACAGCUGACAAAUCAACAGUAAAUGCAAUAAAGACAAGCUUGUCCAUGAAAUCACCCAUUGAAAUUUUUGUCAGCCCAAACCGCCUAAACAUUCGAAUUUCAGUGUCAAAGUGUUCAAAGGUUGACAUGUUAUCCCAACUAAACUGGCUUAUUGAGCUUGUGAAAGAAAAAGGAACAAAUACUCCAAAGACUUUAAUUUUCUGCAACACAAUGAACGAAAUUGCAAGGGUUUGUAACUACUUACUUCUAAAGCUUGGUGAUAGUGCUUUCUGUCAGUCUGGUGAAAAAUUAGCGGAAAACUGUAUGAUUGGAAUUUACCAUUCUGCAACUUGGGAUACACAAACACAGAGAAUUGUAGAUGCACUGAAAAACACAGAGUCCUGUUCCAGCAGAAUAAUUGUGGCAACCACUGCUCUAAGUAUGGGAGUGAAUUUCCCUGAUAUUCGUUAUAUCAUCAAUUGGGGACCACCUAGAACACUGCUGGACUAUCAUCAGGAGAUUGGUCGGGCUGGAAGAGAUGGCAAGCAGUCUGAUGCUUUGAUUAUUUUUAAUGGGCAACAGCUAAGCCAUUGCGAGGAUGAUGUAAAGUACUUUGCGAAAUCGUCUAAUUGUUACAGAGUGGCCAGCCUAUUUCCUUUUGAUGCUAAUAUCAAGCCUCUGGAACCUUUGCACAACUGUUGUUCAUUGUGUAGAGGUACAUGUUCGUGCAUAGAGUGUGAUGACAAAGCAUUAGAAAGCCUUCCUUUCGAAACAAUUGAAACUGUUGUGGGUUAUAGUGAUGGACCUUCCUUCAUUAGAUCAGUAUCAUAUGAUGACCAGGAAGAUCUGAAAAGUGCACUCACAGAGCUUUUUGAAAGCUUUGUAAACAAGCAGGAUGAAAUGGAUGUAAACUUUUAUGAACAGCUUACAACUGAAAUAGUUUCAAACUGCGAAAAAAUUUUCACAUUGGAAGACAUAAUCACAAACUAUGCAGUCUUUUCCGUGAAACGUGCCAUAAGUAUUUUGGAUAUUUUUAAUGACAUAUUUAAUGAUAUAACAUCAAUACCCUUGUUUAGAGAACUUGAAUUUAUUGAUUGUUUAGUUGACCAACCUUUUUGGUCAGUGACCAACUACACUGGACAUUACUCGUCUUCAGAAUCUGACAGUGAAAUUGUGUAA